Molecule: messenger RNA, 2478 nt
Organism: Silurus meridionalis
Lineage: Eukaryota; Metazoa; Chordata; Actinopteri; Siluriformes; Siluridae
Gene: tmem134
Product: transmembrane protein 134
Exons: 8
Coding region: 219-839 (206 amino acids)
Source: RefSeq, a predicted model, not a curated record
UUUACGCGCCGGAAAGAACAUGGUGAAAAAUAAAUACGCUAACUACUGAGCUAACCGAUCAAAAAACGUCCGUGCAAAGUUUAUCUGAACACGUCAGUUUUUAAUAAAUAUUUUUAAUCCGUUCUUUUCCACACGGUUUCCAAGACAACAACAUGGCGUAAAUCUGCAUCUCAGCAAACCAAAAGAAGAACAACAUGAGCGUCUGAGGGUCUGUAACCAUGGCGAAGCAGUUCACCAUUGAUGACGCCUUCUCAUUGGAAGGGGAGGGGGAAGGGGCGGGGCCAGAAGAGGACUUGGAAGGAUGGAAGGAUAAAGAGCGAGAUCGUGAUGGAGAGAUGACAUUCGGCCCACUGUCUUUCUCUAAACCACAGAGUCUUCCCUCUUCCUCCACCGGAACGAUGGAUCACAGCAACCUGAAAUACCAGAACCUGGAGAAUGAAGAGGUUUUGGGAAGUCCUGUAAACUCUACCUUCAACAACCUGUUUAAAAUCAGUGAUCCAGCCACGCUCUCCUACUGCAGCUCUCAGUGGUCAUUCAGCACGCUCAGCUCGGUUACACAGCUCUCUGCACACUGCUGCGGAUGGACGUCUCAUCCUUUAAUAAAAAAGAACAGGAGAGUGGUGCUCGCCUCGUUCCUCCUCCUCAUCACUGGAGUCGCUCUGAUUUUUACAGGCGUCGUCUUGCAGUUAAACCCACAAGCAGAGGUUUCCAGUGCGAUUUUCUUUGUCUCUGGUUUUCUCCUCUUCAUUCCUGGUGUUUACCAUGUGAUCUACAUAAGCUGUGCUGUUAGAGGGAGACGGGGAUUCAAGUUCUUUUACCUGCCGUACUUUGAGAAAUAGUGACUUUAUCUGUCUCUCUGUUGAGAUUUGUCCAGAACCUUUCAUUUUAUUUUUUUAAAUUUUUUUUUUUUAAUUUUCAAUCACAGAAUACAGAACUGAGGUGAAGCUCCGUAACGCUUUACAACACGUUUUUCGUCAUUAACGUUCGUUAACCAAUUAAUGUGAACAUUAAUACGCUAUCGAUAAUAUUAAAGUAAUCAACACUCGUUUUGGUCAUAGUACGUUUUAUCAAAUAAUUCAGCAAAAACAAUUCUUUAUGUGGAAUAUUUAAAAGUUCAGUCUAUAGAUAUUUUCUCAUUUAUCUCCUUUGAUUUAUUUUGAGAUAUUAAUGAGAUAUGCAGGAACUAAUACACUCAGUGUUCCACGUCUGGGUGCAGCGUCUGGGUGCAGUUUCUGCUGCCACUCUGAAAAGAACUGAUUGAUUUCCCACAACGGCACAUAAACGAGUGCUUUAUUCCUUUUCUUCCACAGAGAUUUGAAAGUAAUUCAGUUGUUUUUUAUUAAUAGACGUUUUCAGGUUUAUAGUUAUGUGUAAUGUUGUAUGUUCUAGCAGGUAGAGUGCCUGAAGAAAAGUGUGUGAAAAGUGUGGAAUCAUCUGGUCUUGUUGUUUUUGAGACACAUGCAUAUUCCUUUUUUUUUUUUUUUUUUUAAUCACACAAAAUCUGGACAGUGAACGAGUGGAAGAAAGUUCCAUGGAGUUCAAAUACGCCAUUUUUUUUGUCUCUAACAGAAGAACUUGUGUAAGAUGGAGAACAGGAGAGAAGAUGUUGGAGGUCAAACAUGGAGGUGGAAUUUAGUGGUUUUGGGUUGGGUUGCAAGUGGAACAUCUGGAUAUUUCUAGAUUUGUUUGUCAAAGAAACCCUUCAGACCGUUACAGUUCUUUUCGCAUGGAAACAUAAGGAACAUUCACGUGUCUCUGAAACACCUUAAAACACUCCUCACUUUCCACAGGCUAAGUAUAAACAUUUCUCAUAAAUAUUAGUGUAAAUUUAAACCAAAGUGUUGAUUACUUUAACAUUACUUAUGGUUUUCUAAUCCUCGUGAUCUUAAAUGUAAAAGCGUUGCUGCUGUAUUCGUGCAAUCGUGACGUUAAAUCCUGUGAAAAAAAAACAAUUCUCUCAUGUCACGAUAUGAUCUCAUAUCCGAGUAGCUUUACUUUGCACAUGACACAUGGCAGGUCCAGUUUCAGGGGCAGACACGCAGCUACACGGCUGAACUCGGUCAUUUUACUCCUAUUUUUAACCUCUUUUUAUAUUAAUUUUAACGUAGUUUUUAGAUGUUUGUAACCUUUUAACCCGAAAUCGACGGCAUUGACUGCGGUCUCGCUGUAGGAGCCGUUCAGGGGGAAAAAAAAAACACGAAAAACGCUUUGCUAUAAAAACUUGGGUGCAAAUUUCGAAAAGAUGUUGAUGAUCGAUUGAUGAGCCUCGUCAGAAAUCUCUAAAGAAGUCAUGAAGUGCCAAGUUUUCUUUCCCUGCACUGUUUUUAAACUCUUUAAUGAACUAAUACCACUACUAACACUUUACCACUGUACAGCUCAGUGAACUUCCAGCACGUCUGCAUGGAAGAGUUGUUUUCAUUUUUCUGUGUUUUUUUUUUUAUUGAUGUGACACUACAAUAAAACAUUUGUUUUUAUGGA